Aplysia californica (California sea hare) is the source of this 2663-nucleotide messenger RNA. Its product is annotated as sex peptide receptor. Gene Ontology annotation, cellular component: membrane. The transcript is spliced from 4 exons. The record is from RefSeq and is a predicted model, not a curated record. Gene Ontology annotation, molecular function: G protein-coupled peptide receptor activity. Gene Ontology annotation, biological process: G protein-coupled receptor signaling pathway. The coding region runs from base 770 to 2140 and encodes 456 amino acids. NCBI's taxonomy places the organism in Eukaryota, Metazoa, Mollusca, Gastropoda, Aplysiida, Aplysiidae.
UAUUAUUUUCUAUUUUUUUCUACCAGACGGCAGUAUUAUUUCUCCUGUGCUGAAGACCUUGCAUUGAAGAUUGGACUUAGCAUCGUCUGAGAAAGUUGGAUCAGCUAUUUUGAGUCUAGAACUCGUUCUGAAGGCAUAAACUGUCGAAAAACCGCGUCAAACUUUGUAAAAGAAGGAGGAACACAAGAAAAAAAGAGAGAUAUAUAUAUAUAGAAAGAGAGACGGAGAGAGAAACAACAAUAGUGCAAGGAAGAACAUUCUAAAAGGUGUGUUCAACUGAGAAAGGUGCGUUCAAUAGGAGAAAGUUCCUUCAUCAGAGAAAGGUCGAUUCAAUUAGAGAAAGAGUUUCAACAGUAAAAGUUCGGUGUAGAAGCCUACAGUGCAUUCAGUUGCAGAGGAUGGGUUCAAUAGAAUAAGGGAUGCUCAACUUUAGAAAGUGUGUUCAUUAGUGCAAAGUGUGGAUUUUUUAACAGAAGAAGACAGUGGAAAGUGUGUUCAGUAUAAGCUGUGUUCAAAGGUACAGAGGGUGUUCAAUAGUAGAAAACGCGUUCAAUAUCAGAAGACAGAAGGAGUGUUCAAUAUCUAUAAAAGAAGACAUCGCACGGUGCGUCCGAAACAAGAAGGUGUGUGCAAUAGAAGAAAGCAGUGUGUUCUAAUCGAGAACGCGUGUUGUGUUUUAUAAUACAAGACGGUGUGCCUAAUAUAUAUUUAAAAAAGUGUGUUCAUUUACAGAAAAGAAUCGCAUUCAACAUCAACCUGCGUGGCAAAGAUGGCAUCGUAUACAUCUCUCAACACCAGCAGCGUGAGCGAGUCUUUAGGUCAAUGCACGCGAUUAUGCGUCCAGCUGUGUAUCAGAGGCCGUUUAUCUUCCCCACCUAACAUGUCUCGCUCUCAAUAUCUAAUGGAGUGUGUUAUGGUCCUGUGUUCCAUCGCAUACGGGCCGAAUGAUACGCUUUCGUUAAUCGAAUCGGAACAGGCACUGAUGGCAUCCAACGAAUCUGCGAUCUUGCCAGCAGAUACCAUGGAGUGCAAUACAGAGGAUAGGGCGAUACGGCUCAAAGACGAUUUCCCCAAAGAAUACUCCGUCCCCAUCAACGGCUACGCCUCCCCAGUCCUCAUCUUCCUCACUGUCAUCAACAACCUCCUCGUCUGCAUCGUCCUCCUCAAACCGCACAUGCGCAGUCCCACCAACGCCAUCUUGGUUGCCAUGGCGCUCUCGGAUAUGUUCACCGGCAUCUUCCCGGCCCCGAUGUUCAUCCACUUCUUCGCCACGGAAAGGUUUGACGAGUGGAUGCCCUACGAAUGGUGCUUCCCGUUCCGCGUUUUGCACCAGUAUAUCCCCACCAUCUUCCACACGGCUUCCAUCUGGCUCACCAUGGCGCUGGCGGUGCAGCGGUACAUCUACGUCUGCCACUCCUUCAAAGCCCGCACGUGGUGCACGGUGGACAACGUCGUCAAGGGAACGAUUGCCAUCUACGUGGUGGCGACCUUGACCCACUUCACGCGGUUCUUCGUGGAGUACCCCGUGGAGACGUCACGGCCGUCCAUCCUGAACCCCAACGUGAGUGUGUCAGCGUGCGUGAUGAAGUACCGACCCUGGGCGAUGCGGAAUCUGAACGUUUACUUUAACAUCUACUACUGGUUCCGCGUCAUCUUUAUCCAUCUCGUCCCCUGCGUCUCUCUUGUCGUCAUGAACGCGUUGCUUAUUUACACCAUGCGCGUUGCUAGGCGACGUCGCAUGCAGCUGCUACGUCAGAACAAGAAGACGGAGAGUAGGAAGCUAAAGGAGUCUAACUGCACAACGCUGAUGCUGGUAGCUGUAGUUGGUCUGUUCUUGCUGGUGGAGUUCCCUCUAGGUCUCUUGAUGGUUUUCCUCAUCAUAGACCAGACCUUCCAUGUGGCGGUCAUGAGGAAAGACUUGAUGCCUACGUUAAGCCUAUUUUCCAACUUCUUCAUACUGCUCAGCUAUCCGCUCAACUUUUUCAUCUACUGCGGAAUGAGCAAACAGUUUCGGGAAACCUUCAAACGGCUUUUCACCGGAGCGGACAUGCCCGUGGAACGAGAGUAUUCACAGUACAUGACGUUACCGACAGAAAACGGAAAAAGUACGGCCGUUACGGGUGACGAAACGGCGUUAUGACGUCAUCUAUUUAUGAAUACAAAAACGUCGAAGACUUGAACCAUGGUGGUCGAAACGGAAGUGAAACACGUUACGACUCACCGAGACUCGAACGUGGCAAGUCGACCUGCUUACAGUGAGCCCUCUACAGCCUUGAUAAGUUGACCACCAUCACUACCACAACGGCCACCGCCACCGCCUCCAAUGACAGCAUCGUAGUAACAACAAAAACAACAACCACAUCAACAACAACAACAACAACAAUAGCCACAAUAAGAGCAGCAACCAAGCAACUAACUACAACUACUACUUCUACUACUACUACUACUACUACAACAACAACAACAACAACAACAACAACAACAACAACAAUAACAACAACGACAAUAAUAACAGUAACAACCAUAGCAAGAGCAACAUUAGGAAUACCCAAAACCAGAAAAAGCAACAAAAGCAACAGCAACAACAACAACAACAACAACAGCAACAACAACAACGGAAUUAACAGCAACAAUAACUGCUACUACUUCUGCGACUACUACAA